AUGCACGUGGUCGGAGAAGCCGGUCCAUCCUCUUACCAACGGAUCAGGUCUGGUCAGCAUAGCCCCGAGACGCCACGAGCCUCAGCUCAGAGCGCUCACUAUUUUGGGUCGGCUGACCUUGCGAGGAACGGCUCGAGAAACCCUGGUGAUGGAAGAAGAGACACCACGUCUGCAUCUGGCAGGAGCUCUCGCACCUCCUCCAGACCUCCUUCUCCAGGUCGAGAUGCACACCUCGGUCAGCAUGACGAGUCUAUCGUCACCGAAGCUGCUCGAAGAAAUACGUUGGGUCGCCUCGCAAAAUCCUCUCCUUUGAUCGCAGCGACCGAGCUGUCCCCUCUCAGCACGUCCAGAUCCCCUAAUGAAAGUUCGACGCCUAGCAGGGCUGAAGGAGAGGCUGGAGCAGAAGCCUCGCCGCGUGGCUGGAAUCGCCAUCGUGCGAGAUCGUGGGCGAACGACCCAGGUUUGGCUUUCACGCCCCGAACGCCGAGAGCUGGAUCCCCCGUGCAAAUAGCCUUGACAAACGGCGAGGCUAGGCCAACUGGGGCGGAUCUUGUCCGCGCCACUAGCGACAGGCGGAGGAGACGCGCGGGCUCAGGGAGCAGUAGCGGUGGUGCCAUAUCAGGCGCGACGAAUGAUGCUCCAACGAGCUCUUAUUCAUCAUUGCAAACAUUGGCGGCACAGCCGCGAGGUUUCUCAGGGUCAGCGUCGGCAGCUGCACCUUCCUCAGCGCCUACACCUACCAUUGCACCGCCAGGCGCAGCUACUGAUGCGGAUAUUGCAUGGUUGGCUGCCUCCCUGGCGCAAGGCCUUCAGCAUGCAGCCUCCUAUCGCCAUUCGGGUAAUUUUGAUAGACCUGAAAGCGCCAAUGGCAGACUCUCAUCGCCCUCAGGAAGCCCGCAAGCGCUUCGCGCUUUGCACGAGGUCACUGUUAGGACAGCGAAUGGUAAUGCGCGGAACGACUUGCGAUCAUACUCGCUGCCGCAAAGCACGACGACCAUAGAUGAGCCAUGCGAUUUGCCGCCUCCGUAUACACCAAGUCGACCAGUCACUCCGCCUAGGUCAAGUCGCACUUCCACGCAGUCGCACAGCAGAAAUGUUUCUGCACCUGUUGGGCUAGAACAGGGAGAAAGGGGAAGGUUCUUGCCGACCACGUCGCGCGCCGAGCGAAUGAGCCCGCUCGGUGAUGAUGAUGUGAGUGCGCCUCGUUAAAGCGGUCUUUCUGAUGAUUUAGCGCACGGCUGAUAAGGAUGCUACGGUGCGCUAGGGGCUCUCACCGCCGCCGCCUCGUAGCCGGCCACCUCAUCUCACCGAGGAUGGCGAUGAAGGAGCUGGCGCGCCUUCGGCAUGGGUUAUGCGACGGCUGCUACACCCUCUGCGUCUGCUUGCUGCGGUGCCCGGCAGUCUCGGCACCUUCUGGCUUCUGCGAAAUGCAGUCUUGUGUCUGAUUGUCAACGGGUGCCUGAUGAGCCCGCGCAGCAUUCAACUGGAAGGACCAAGACAGCCUAGUGCUGCAGAAUUCUUGGUCUCCACUCUCUGGGUGCGUGCGUGUAGAGCUCGCCCAAGGCAAAGUCGGAUGCUGACCCGAGCGCUGAAUGCACUUCACAGAGUAUAUCGACCGCCUACCACGCUCUAUCAUUCACCACGCUGCUGUUGCGCCGCUGGCUGGCUUACUAUGCAUUGCCCAGCUCCGUCAUUCGCCUUAUGGCUUUACAGGCCAUCUGCUGGCCCCUCGUUCGACUCACAUUGUUCAUCUUCGGUCCACGAAACCCUGUAGGCGCCUGGGUUGUGAUUGGCACAACCACCGCCUUCUCGGACACUGUGGCGAGAUGGGUGACCAGCAACAUUGCAGACGCUCCGGAAGACUUUGCCGGCCAUUCACUGGCCGGCAGCACCUCUGGAACAAGCACACCGACUGCGAGUAGCAGGUCGAAUCGAAGGGCACGUCGGGAGCCAAGCAGACGCUUCUGGAGAGCCAUCAUGGGCGCCCCCAGCAGCCGGAGCGUGGUCACUUCUACCGAUCUGAGCGGUGGGCUGAGCCAAAUCGGUCCUUUGCCGACCUCUUUGAGCAGUCGCAGCGCUUUGACUGAGAGCGAAUGGGAAAGCGACGCGGGCCUGCGCAGUGGAGGCGAUGAUACGAUGGCAGAGACGGAUUUGGACGAUGAUGCGGUGCUCUCUGCCGGUAGCUUCACUGACGAUACAUCUGCAGCUGGUCUCCGACGACGAAGGCCGAACCAGUCAGGAGGACCCGAGCGACUAUUCAGGGGUAACUCGAGCGUGGGUCAGAUACGUCGGCCGACCACUCAAUCGGGACGAAGACAUCGCAGCAUCUCGUCGGGCGAACCGAGAAGAGUGUUUCAUUGGGACGUCGCUAUGCGUCGUAAUGUCUUGCCCAUCGCCCUUCUGGGAUACGUCACCAUGUGGACUUUGUUGGCGGAUACAAUGAAAUCGUCCUAG
Messenger RNA from Ceraceosorus bombacis, 2454 nucleotides. NCBI's taxonomy places the organism in Eukaryota, Fungi, Basidiomycota, Exobasidiomycetes, Ceraceosorales, Ceraceosoraceae. The record is from the annotation of a GenBank genome assembly.